CAUCUGAAAGCUUAAAAUUACAUCCAAAAGUUACAUACUUUAAUGGUUUUGGUUCUUUAGUCUGCUCCCAUUUGCUUCUCAUCACUCUCAUAUCAAAAAUCAAAGCAAAGUGAAAUAUUUAGAGUUAUGGCUUCGUCUCUGUUAUUGGCGGUGGUAUUUGUGUUCGAUCUCAUUGCUUUUGCUCUUGCUGUUGCUGCAGAACAGAGGAGGAACACUGCCUCGUUAUCUGAAGACACUGCGGGAAGAAAGUACUGUCAAUAUGAUUCUGACAUUGCAACCGGCCUAGGUGUGGGGUCAUUGUUCAUCCUAGUCGCUAGUCAAGUGAUCAUUAUGGUUGUAACUAGAUGUCUGUGCUGUGGGAAAGCUAUGAGACCCAGUGGAUCAAGAUCAUGGGCAAUUUGCUUAUUCAUCACUAGUUGGGUGACAUUUAUCAUUGCUGCUUCGUGCCUGCUUGCUGGUUCAGUGAGGAAUGCAUACCACACCAAGUACCGUGAUCUGAUGGGAGAGAGAGCCCCUUCAUGUCAGACCUUGAGGAAGGGUGUGUUUGGAGCAGGAGCAGCCUUCAUUGUUUUGACAGGCAUAACCUCGGAGCUCUACUACGUUAGUUUUUCAAAAGCUAAUAAUAAUGGUCCCCCUCCCUAUGCUCGAGACACUGGUGUAAGGAUGGGAAAUUUGUAGCAGUGUUUUGUGGAAAUUGUUUGUAAUCUUAUGUUGGCUACCCUUGCUAUUGGAUGUGAAAGCCUACUUGUAAAUUAUUAAGAACCUUGGUUGAAAAAACACCCAAUGUCUUAACUAUUUCCUCCUUCUUCACUCAUCAAUUAUGUCACAAUAGGUGCUGCCUCACUCUGCGGCUCAAACUUGUGUACCUUAGUCUGCUUUGUCAUGACAAUUAUUUCUUCCACAGGUUUUUGCAUAAAGUAUAAUAAGAAUCAAAUUGUUUUAGUUUUUCUCUUACAAAUAUAUAAG
Messenger RNA from Vigna radiata var. radiata (mung bean), 966 nucleotides. RefSeq lists its product as uncharacterized. The record is from RefSeq and is a predicted model, not a curated record. Bases 127 to 678 code for a protein of 183 amino acids. Lineage: Eukaryota; Viridiplantae; Streptophyta; Magnoliopsida; Fabales; Fabaceae. The transcript has 4 exons.